AUGUGUAUAAUGCAUCGUUUAGAACACGGAGAACAAACGUAUUCGUCCGACAAACAAACGGCUCUUGAAGAUCGUUAUUAUAAUAAUCAAAGUUUUCAAGAGGAUUAUCCGGUUAAUGAUCCAAAUGUAAACCAUGCAGCAACAAAAAUUCAAGCACAAUUUCGUGGGCAUAAAGCAAGACGAGAUUUAGAAAAAAUAAAACAAGAACAUCAACAAAUAAAUGAUUCUGAUCAACAAAAAACAUCUUAUGAUUAUGAACAAUUAACAACAGGAAAUGAUGAAUAUCAACAAUCAUCAUCUGUAGCAAGUACACCUUUAAAACAAGAAAAUGAAUAUGAUGAAAAUAUUGAUGAUGAAGAACUUACGGAGGAAGAAAAACAUAAGCAAGAACGUGCUGCUAUAUCGAUUCAAGCACAAUUUCGUGGUUUUCAAGCUCGAAAACAUCUACGAGACCCAUUUGAUCAUACAGAUGAAGAAAAACAAUAUUUUCAUCAGGAUCAACAGGAAUUUGACAAUGAUCAUGACAAAACAUCUAUUUCCAUAGACAAAAACAACAAUACUGAUCGACCACAUCUUGAACGUGAACCAACACAAUUAAGUGACGAUUUUGAACUACAUAAAGGUGUAUUACGUGAUAUAAAUUAUAAUCGAGAACAUCAAGAAGAAUUUAUUAACGACGAAGACGAUAUGAGUGAUCCAAAUCUUGAUAAGGCAGCUACACGUAUUCAAGCAUCAUAUCGUGGUUAUAAAACUCGAAAAGAAUUAGGUUCAGGCGGUGGUCAUUCACCUAUUAGUCAUGAUCAACAGAAUCCAUCAUCACCUUCUCCAAAAACACGUAAAGAACAUGAUGAUGCUCGUAACAAAAAUAUUUUAUCACCAUCAGCUGAAGGUAAUAAAGUACCAGCACAUGAAGAUGAAAGUGAUAAUGCAGCUGCUGUUAAAAUUCAAGCUGCUUAUCGUGGCUAUCGAAUAGGUGUUUAA
Messenger RNA from Rotaria sordida, 981 nucleotides. NCBI's taxonomy places the organism in Eukaryota, Metazoa, Rotifera, Eurotatoria, Philodinida, Philodinidae. The record is from the annotation of a GenBank genome assembly.